Molecule: messenger RNA, 1626 nt
Organism: Dermacentor andersoni
Lineage: Eukaryota; Metazoa; Arthropoda; Arachnida; Ixodida; Ixodidae
Source: RefSeq, a predicted model, not a curated record
UGGGGCGGCACGGAGUUGGGGGGGGGCGUGCGCUCGCGAGGAUUGUCCGGCACGACUCGUUCCACAACACGGCUAACCGUCCGACGAGCAGGAACGAGUUCGCCUGUCCGACGCCCACGACUGCUAAUCGGCUACAGAGGAACUCGGAAACUGAAGCCGCUUCGCCGGGCCGACAGCAUUCGAAAUUUCAUUCCUGUCCCGUAAAGCCAACUGCAGAAAAUGGACAACAAAGGCACCGCGCGUACGGUGAAUGAGGUCGUCAUCGCUUCGUUUGCAAGGACGCCGAUUGGUUCUUUCCGAGGCUGCUUGGCUGCGGUCCCAGCAACAAGACUCGGUUCUAUAGCGAUCAAAGGAGCCGUCGAGAGAGCGGGGAUCAAGUUCGAAGAUGUCCAGGAAGUCAUUAUGGGCAACGUAGUCUCUUCUGGCGCAGGGCAGGCACCGGCAAGGCAGGCAGCCUUGGGAGCAGGUCUCCCUCUGUCCGCGCCAUGCACAACAAUCAACAAAGUCUGUGCUUCGGGCAUGAAAGCGAUCAUGCUAGCAGCUCAGAGCCUCAUGUGUGGAUCUCAGGAUAUUAUGGUUGCUGGUGGCAUGGAGAGCAUGUCGAAUAUUCCGUACUACUUGUCCCGAGGGGAGACUCCCUAUGGAGGGAUUAAUUUACAGGAUGGCAUAGUACACGACGGCAUGACUGACGCCUAUGACAAGAUUCACAUGGGGACUUGCGCUGAGCAAACGGCCAAGAAGUACGAGCUCUCGCGAGAAGACCAAGACGGUUUCGCAAUGGAAAGCUACAAGAGAAGCGCAGCAGCUGCAAAGGAAGGCUUCCUUGCCAAGGAAAUUGUGCCAGUGACAGUACCGGUAAAGCCUGGAAAGCCCGACGUUUUAGUAACCGAAGACGAGGAGUACAAGCGAGCUGACUUUGACAAGUUCUCCAGCCUGCCAACUCCGUUCGUGGAAGAAGGCGGCACCAUCACAGCUGCGAACGCGAGCGGCCUGAACGACGGGGCGGCUGCUUGCGUCCUGAUGACUCGCCAGGCAGCCGAUCGGCUCGGAGUGAAGCCUCUCGCGAGGAUUGUCGGCUUUGGCGAUGCUGCUGUUGAACCAGUGCACUUUUCUAUUGCGACUGCAUACGCAAUGACAAAGGUCUUAAAGGAAGCUGGCUUGAAGGCUCAAGAUGUGUCCAUGUUCGAAAUCAAUGAGCCCUUCAGUUCUGCCGUUCUGUGCAACAUGAAACACCUUCAGCUGGACCACUCUAAAGUGAAUGUGCACGGAGGUUCAGUCAGCCUUGGACAUCCGAUUGGAGCGUCUGGUGCAAGGAUUACAGGACGCUUAGCGCUGCAUCUGAAGCCAGGGCAGUACGGCCUUGCUGCCGCCUGCAACGGCGGUGGCGGCGGUUCUGCUAUACUGAUCCAGAAGCUUUAAGUCUGCUACUAUUUCACUCGGAAACAAGCUAUCUGGCGCCGUGAACUUCAAUAGGCACACCUAUGUCAAGUCGCCAAUUUUUCUUAUGCUGACCAGGUCUAGUGCAUACUGUAUGUGUCGUCGAUGGAGGUUCCAGACGGUAAGAGAAUUAAUAUGCAUGGAUUUGAAUCGAGAUAUUUUUGUUGAAAUAAACAAUUUACAGGCUGC